Rattus norvegicus (Norway rat) is the source of this 2372-nucleotide messenger RNA. RefSeq names its product HscB mitochondrial iron-sulfur cluster co-chaperone (gene Hscb). Gene Ontology annotation, molecular function: protein-folding chaperone binding; ATPase activator activity. The record is from RefSeq and is a predicted model, not a curated record. NCBI's taxonomy places the organism in Eukaryota, Metazoa, Chordata, Mammalia, Rodentia, Muridae. Gene Ontology annotation, biological process: protein complex oligomerization; [2Fe-2S] cluster assembly.
CUUUCUUCCCUUUUCUCCGGUCUGGUAACCCGGGCCAGCAGGCGGCCUUACGAAUGUGGAGCUGCAGGGCUCGGUCCCUGCUGUGCGUGUGGGAGGUGCGACUGGCUAGGUUCCUUGGUAGGAGCCUGCUGAGCAGCAAUGCCGCCUCGGGAAAGAGCAUCGAGCCGCAAUGCUGGAACUGCGGCCGCGCGAUGGGAGCCGGGCGUGGGGAUGAGUUUUUCUGCGCACACUGCCGCGCGCUGCAGCCUCCUGACCCCACUCGGGACUACUUCAGCCUCAUGAACUGCAACCAAUCCUUCAGGGUUGACAUCCGGAAACUUCAACAAAGGUACCAGCAACUACAGCGCCUUGUCCACCCAGAUUUCUUCAGCCAAAAGUCUCAGACUGAGAAACGGUUCUCGGAGAAGCAUUCGACCCUGGUGAAUGAUGCCUACAAGACUCUUCAGGCCCCCGUGAGCAGAGGACUAUAUCUUGUAAGGAGACCUGACCACAGUAGAGGGGAAAUAAGAAGGAAAACACUUGUUGGGGAGCUGGAAAGAUGGCUGAGGGGUUAAGAGCACUGGCUUCUUCUCCAGAGGUCCAGAGUUCAAAUCCCAGCAACCACAUGGUGACUCUAUAAUGGGAUCCAGUGUCUUCUGGUGUGUCUGAAGACAGUGACAGUGUACUCAUAUAAAUAAAAUAAAUAAAUCUUGGAAAGAAAAAGAGAAAUAAGAAAGAAAAUCAGAUAGACAGACAAACACUUGUUGGCCCUCAUUGUCAUGUGAGAACUGACUUUGGAAGAUAGACUUAACCAAGAGUAUAAUCAUACUCCAAGUAUUGCAACAAUUGCUUCUAUCCGGGGUAUUAUGUAGAGGCUGUCAUUAUCUCUAAGGAGGAAAACGAGCUGGCUAGUUGGUAGAAGUUGGUAGAAAUGCCCCCAGAUUUGCAGCAGAGCAAGCACUGAAACCCUGACCUUCUGACCUAACCUCGACAUUUCUUUUUUUUUUUUUUUUUUUUUUUUUUGGUUCUUUUUUUCGGAGCUGGGGACCGAACCCAGGGCUUUGUGCUUCCUAGGUAAGCGCUCUACCACUGAGCUAAAUCCCCAGCCCCCUAACCUCGACAUUUCUGUUUCAUCCCACAGUCAUCUCUAGAAAAUCCACAGGGGAUGGGUCUAGUUACUGCACAGAACUGGCCCAAGCUUGUGUGGAGGCUGACACACAGAGAAGCUACAGAGCAAGACCUGGGGUCAUAAGCUGCUUAUGUACAUAUGUGGUUGGUACACAACCAUGAGGACUCGAGUUCAGACCCCACAGUUCCCACACAUCGUCUCUGACUUCCACAUAGGGGCUGUGACAUGGACAGCGCGCGCACACACACACACACACACACACACACACAAACAUGUACUCUCUCUAAGUAAAUGUAAUUUUAAAAAUUUUCUUAAAAAGUGGAUGGUCCUUGAGGAAUAACAGACAGAUAACUUCUGACCUUGACAACAGACAGAUAACUUCUGACCUUGACAACACUUGCACACACACAGACACACACACACACACAUACACACACACACACACACACACACACACUAAUAGAACAGAACAGCAGGCCAAAAACUAAGGUUGGAUUGUUUUGUAUUUUUGUUUUUUGGUUUUUUUUUUUUUGUUUUUUUUGUUUUUGGUUCUUUUUUUCGGAGCUGGGGAUCGAACCCAGGGCCUUGCACUUCCUAGGCAAGCGCUCUACCACUGAGCUAAAUCCCCAACCCCUGUUUUGUUUUUUCUGAGUUAGGGUUUCUCCAUGUAGCCCUACCUGUCUUAGAACUUACUCUGUAGCCUUGGCUGGCUUCAAACUCAGAGACCUACCUUUGCCUCCCGGGUGUUGGGAUUAAAGGUGUGCGCCAUCACCGCCCAGCCAGGUUGGAUUUUUAUGUCACAGUCCUGAAUAUUUUUCUUGUGUUAGGGAUAUAAACCAAGAACUUGGUUGGGUAGGUGCUCAACCACUGAGCUUACCCACCCUCUAUUUCACUGGGUUUGUUGUCUUUUUGUGUAUGUCUUGGAUAGUCCUGUGUAUCUUAGGUUGACCUUAAGCUCACUAUUGGAACUAAGGGCAACUUUAAACUGAUUCUCCUGCCUUCCUCGGUGCUGCAGUUACAGGGGUGCCACUCUGUUAUAUUGUCUUCAAGCAGAGGUCCUCUCCUUAGAUCCCCACACACACACAUACACAUACACACACACACACACACACAAUACCCUUACUUAAUUGAAUGAGACCCUCUCACAGUGUUGAGGAUUAGCAUAGUUAUGGUUUCUAUUGCAGUGGUAAAACACCAUGAUCAAAAGCAACUUGGAGAGAAAAUGGUUUAUUGAAAUAAAUAUUUAUACUUACAUUUCCCAAUA